Pectinophora gossypiella (pink bollworm) is the source of this 1074-nucleotide messenger RNA. RefSeq names its product thioredoxin domain-containing protein 15 (gene bug). The transcript has 2 exons. The record is from RefSeq and is a predicted model, not a curated record. Gene Ontology annotation, biological process: cilium assembly. Gene Ontology annotation, cellular component: cilium. NCBI's taxonomy places the organism in Eukaryota, Metazoa, Arthropoda, Insecta, Lepidoptera, Gelechiidae. Bases 128 to 1009 code for a protein of 293 amino acids.
UAGUUCCAGAAAAGCCAUGAAGUGUCAAAUGUAAUGAAAACAUUUUGCAGAUUUUUUUGUAUUCUGAAUUAAUUUCCCGAGAUUACGAUAAACUUACGGGUUUGAUUGAUUACAUUUAGCCUGUACUAUGUACUUACGACUUCGAAGUAAUUUGUUCUUCGUUAUAUUAUUAACAAUCAGUCUAGCGAAGGUCACGACACAAUUUGAUGUACAAGAGGACCCCGAGCCAGCUCCUCAGGAAGUCGAUAAUGACGAGCCAAAUGUGGAUGAGUCAGAAUCUUUACUUUCUAAUGUAGUUUCUGAUGUUAACAAAACCCUUACCAGUUUAUACAACCAUGUUACCUCAGCCAAUAUUACAGCCGAGAACGCUACACAGGCCGCUAACGAGACUCGGAAACUCGUUAAAUGUAAAGAUAUUGUUUAUGAAGACAUAGAGAUAGAACCUUCAGUGGAAAUCAUCAAUGGAAGUAGGCUAAAUAAGAUGCUACAAAUCAAACCAGACAUUACUAGCCGCGACAUGGAGGCUGAUUGUGUGCUUGUCUUAUUUUAUGCUAGAGCAUGUCCAUUUAGUGCUCAUGCUGCACCACACUUCAAUGCCCUUGCAAGAUCCUAUCCUAAUGUAAAAAUGGUAGCACUAGAUGCUUUAAAAUACCACGGAAUCAAUGCACUAUAUGGUAUAGUUGGUGUGCCAACAUUAAAAAUGUUCCACAAUGGCAGGCCGGUUGGUAAAUUCAACGGAACGGAAUAUAACAUUCAUUCAUUCAGCAAAUUCGUCCAUGCAAUUACUGGACAGAAUCCUCAAGGAUUAUUGGUGACGUCUAAAGACUUCCAAGGACCCGUUUCCAGUGUUGUUGAGAAGGAAACUGACUAUUUCUUAAUCUUGUCGUGGCUUUUCAUUAUUGUAUGUUCAGUGUAUUAUUUUAUGCAGUCUAAAUGGUGGCGGAUGAUCGUGGAAAUGGUACAGAAUAACUGGAGAGAGUCUGAGGCUCAACAUGAACAUAAUGAUUAGGUUUAAGUUUUUUUUAAUUUAUUUUAUAGGUGAGACUGUUAAAUAAAGUAACUUAUAAUUUUAAA